AGUCGAUGACAGAACAGUACAAGAAAUCAAAACAAUAAUUAUUUCUCAGCAAAGAAAGAAAAUAUAGUUUGUGUUUUGCAGACGCGUUGUUGAAGCGAUAUUGCGAAUUAAACGAAAAAGCUAUCCAUUUGUUAAGCGAUGUCCGAUGAGUAUCAGCAUGUAAGCAAAAGCAAACUGAAACUGAAAAAUGAUUCCGAUACGAAGAAAAAACACAAGAAAAAGGACAAGCAAAAGCAGAAGGACAAAGUGAUCCGUGCUGUGUUGGAAGAUCCUGGUGAGGUGACUGGUGACGAACGCAAGCAACAAGCGCAGAAUAACACGACUGCGGGAGGACGCACAUUGACAAAAGCGGAGGAAUCGUUUAAAAAGAUGCAAGAAAAAAUGCAAAACAAACGCAUCGUGGAGAAGGCGCAGAUGACUCAUAAACAACGCGUGGAACUUUUUAACAUGCAUCUGGACAGUCUGACAGAGCAUUUCGAUAUACCUAAAGUUUCAUGGACGAAAUAGGCUAGUCGUUGUAUUUUAUCUGAAAAAUGUUUGUGGUUUUUUAAAGACAUACUUUUUCUAUGGCUAAAUCAUAAAACAUACAAAUGCAAUAGCUAUAUGCUCACCAGAACCUCUUUACAAUAACGAAAUUAUAACAUAAUAGUUAUUGAUCCGAUUGAACAAAUAAAAUCACGCAUCUUAACCCAUUCGCAAUUCUUUUUUGUUAAA
Molecule: messenger RNA, 714 nt
Organism: Anopheles moucheti
Lineage: Eukaryota; Metazoa; Arthropoda; Insecta; Diptera; Culicidae
Product: protein FAM32A
Exons: 3
Coding region: 139-507 (122 amino acids)
Cellular component (GO): nucleolus
Source: RefSeq, a predicted model, not a curated record